Messenger RNA from Lycium ferocissimum, 1646 nucleotides. RefSeq names its product cytochrome P450 90D2. The coding region runs from base 149 to 1612 and encodes 487 amino acids. Gene Ontology annotation, biological process: multicellular organism development; brassinosteroid homeostasis; sterol metabolic process. Gene Ontology annotation, molecular function: iron ion binding; heme binding; oxidoreductase activity, acting on paired donors, with incorporation or reduction of molecular oxygen, NAD(P)H as one donor, and incorporation of one atom of oxygen. The transcript is spliced from 8 exons. The record is from RefSeq and is a predicted model, not a curated record. NCBI's taxonomy places the organism in Eukaryota, Viridiplantae, Streptophyta, Magnoliopsida, Solanales, Solanaceae.
GUGUGCAAUUACGUGCAAACACAACUCACAAACAUACACACACAGAACAUCUACAAAACCAUUUGUCUCAAACUUAAAAGAUCUAACAAACAUUCUGUACUUUUGUCAGUAAAGAGCAGAAAUCAAAAAGAGAAAAAAAUCCAAGAAUAUGGAUAGUACCCUUUGGAGUUUGGUAAUGAUCUUCUUAAUAGUAUUGGCUAUCAUCAUCAUUUUUCAUAGGAAAUUCAUAAUCAGCCGUAGAAUGAAAAGAUCAUCAUCAUCAAGCUCAUGUUACAGAAGAAACAUGAUUUCACUUCCUCUGGGUAAUCUUGGAUGGCCUUUUAUUGGAGAAACUCUAGAGUUCAUUUCUUGUGCCUACUCUCAUUCCCCGGAAUCCUUUAUGGACAAGCGUCGCCACAUAUAUGGCAAAGUGUUCAAGUCACAUAUAUUUGGAAGUCCAACCAUAAUUUCAACUGAUGCAGAAGUUAGUCGAGGUAUUCUACAAAGUGAUGCAAAGACUUUUGUGCCUUUUUAUCCAAAAUCACUAACUGAACUCUUGGGAAAAUCCUCCAUAUUGCUCAUCAAUGGAAGUUUGCAAAGAAGAAUCCAUGGCCUAAUUGGAGCUUUUUUCAAAUCACCUCAUGUUAAAGCUCGAAUUACACAUGACAUGCAGAAAUAUGUACAACAAUCUAUGGCUAACUGGCAAGAAAAUUGCCCAGUCUACAUCCAACACCAAGCUAAAAAUAUCGCUUUCCAAGUGCUAGUUAAAGCAUUGAUUGGGAUAGAUCCAGGUGACAAAUUGGAGCUUUUAAAGAUCCAAUUUCAAGAAUUCAUUGCUGGUCUUAUGUCUUUGCCUAUAAAUGUCCCUGGAAGUAGACUUUACCGCUCUUUACAGGCAAAAAAGAGAAUGGUGAAAUUGAUUCAAAAUAUUAUCCAAGAAAAGAGGGACAAGAAUAAUGUGUCAACAGAAAAUGAAGAUGUGGCUGAUGUUUUGCUAAAUGAUACAAGCGAAGAACUAACAGAUGAACUAAUAUCGGACAACAUGAUUGACUUGAUGAUACCUGGUGAAGAUUCAGUUCCUGUCCUUAUAACUCUUGCUGUAAAAUACCUUUCAGAUUCUCCUGCUGCUCUCCAACAAUUGACGGAGGAGAACCUGAAAUUAAAGAAGCUGAAAGAGAAGCAAGGAGAAACACUAGUAUGGAGCGACUAUUUAUCAUUACCAUUUACACAGAACGUGAUAUCAGAGACAUUAAGGAUGGGAAACAUAAUAAUAGGGGUAAUGAGGAAAGCAGUGAAAGAUGUGGAGAUUAAAGGAUAUUUGAUUCCAAAAGGAUGGUGUACUUUGACAUAUUUUAGAUCAGUUCAUCUUGAUGAUAAUCUCUAUGACUUCCCUUAUCAGUUUAAUCCCUGGCGCUGGCAAAACAAAGACACGAAUAAUUGUAACUUCACCCCCUUUGGAGGUGGACAAAGGCUGUGCCCAGGACUUGACCUUGCUAGGCUGGAAGCUUCUAUCUUCCUCCACCACUUCACUACUCAAAUCAGGUGGGUGGCUGAGGAGGAUUCAAUUAUCAACUUUCCCACAGUAAGAAUGAAGAGAGGAAUGCCUGUUUGGAUUAAAAGGAGAGAACAGUAGAAAAGAUCAUGCAACAACAUCAAUACUUUAGAAG